Messenger RNA from Acinonyx jubatus (cheetah), 3885 nucleotides. RefSeq names its product polypeptide N-acetylgalactosaminyltransferase 9 (gene GALNT9). The record is from RefSeq and is a predicted model, not a curated record. NCBI's taxonomy places the organism in Eukaryota, Metazoa, Chordata, Mammalia, Carnivora, Felidae. The transcript has 11 exons. Gene Ontology annotation, cellular component: Golgi apparatus. Bases 139 to 1953 code for a protein of 604 amino acids.
CCCCCCCCCCCGCGGCCCCGCGGUCAGCCGGGCUGGCUCAUGGUCCCCGAAGCGGCGGGCCGGGCGGAGGCUCCUGCGGCCGCUGGGCCCACGGGGAUGCCCCGCGGGUGAGGCAGCCCCCAGCUUCCAGCCGCGCUCAUGGCGGUGGCCAGGAAGAUCAAAACUUUGCUGACGGUCAACAUCCUGGUGUUCGUGGGCAUCAUCGUCUUCUCCGUGUACUGCCGCCUGCAGGACCGCUCCGAGGGGCUGGUGCAGACCGUGCGCAGCGCCGACCGCCGGGUGCGCAGCCGGCACGCCAAGGCGGGCGCGCUCGCCGACCGCGAAGCCAUCCUGGAGCGUCUGGACCACCUGGAGGAGGUGGUCUACAACCAGCUGAAUGGCCUCGCCAAGCCCAUCGGCCUGGUGGAGGGGCCUGGGGGCCUGGGCCAGGGCGGCAUGGCGGCCACCCUGCGUGAGGACAGCCAGGAGACAGAAAGCAAAUACGAGGAAUACGGGUACAACGCGCAGCUCAGCGACCGCAUCUCCCUGGACAGGACCAUCCCGGACUACAGGCCCAAAAAGUGCAGACAGGUGACCCACACCGCCGACCUGCCCCAGAUCUCUGUGGUCUUCAUCUUCGUCAACGAGGCCCUCUCCGUCAUCCUGCGCUCCGUGCACAGCGUGGUCAACCGCACGCCCUCGCGGCUCCUCAAGGAGGUCAUCCUGGUGGACGACAACAGUGACAGCGUGGAGCUCAAGACCAGUCUGGACCAGUACGUCAACAGGAGGUACCCGGGCCUGGUGAAGAUCGUUCGCAACAGCCGGCGGGAAGGCUUGAUCCGGGCACGGCUGCAGGGCUGGAAGGCGGCCACGGCCCCCGUGGUCGGCUUCUUCGACGCCCACGUGGAGUUCGGCACGGGCUGGGCCGAGCCCGCGCUCACGCGGAUCCAGGAGGACCGCCGGCGCAUCGUCCUGCCCGCCAUCGACAACAUCAAGUACGACACGUUCGAGGUACAGCAGUAUGCCAGCGCGGCCCACGGCUACAACUGGGGCCUCUGGUGCAUGUACAUCAUCCCCCCCCAGGACUGGCUGGACCGUGGCGACGAGGCGGCGCCCAUCAGGACCCCUGCGAUGAUUGGCUGCUCGUUCGUGGUGGACCGGGAGUACUUUGGGGACAUCGGCCUGCUGGACCCGGGCAUGGAGGUGUAUGGUGGAGAGAACAUCGAGCUGGGCAUGAGGGUGUGGCAGUGUGGCGGCAGCAUGGAGGUGCUCCCCUGCUCCCGCGUGGCCCACAUCGAGCGCAGCAAGAAGCCCUACAACAACGACAUCGACUACUACGCCAAGCGCAACGCCCUGCGGGCAGCGGAGGUGUGGAUGGACAGCUUCAAGUCCCACGUGUACAUGGCCUGGAACAUCCCCAUGACCAACCCAGGGGUGGACUUCGGGGACGUGUCUGAGCGGCUGGCGCUUCGCCAGAGGCUGAAAUGCCGCAGCUUCAAGUGGUACCUAGAGAACGUGUACCCGGAGAUGCGGACCUACAACGACACCCUCACGUACGGAGAGGUGAGAAACAGCAAAGCCAGUGGCUACUGCCUGGACCAGGGAGCGGAAGACGACGACCACGCGAUCCUCUACCCCUGCCACGGGAUGUCCUCUCAGCUGGUGCGCUACAGCGCUGAGGGGUUGCUGCAGCUGGGCCCCCUGGGCUCCACCGCCUUCCUGCCCGACUCCAAGUGCCUGGUGGACGACGGCAGGAGCCGCGUGCCCGCCCUGAAAACGUGUGAGGACGUGGCCCGGCCAGCGCAGCGGCUGUGGGACUUCACCCAGAGCGGCCCUAUUGUGAGUCGAGACACAGGCAGGUGCCUGGAGGUGGAAAUGUCCAAGGACGCCAACUUCGGGCUGCGGCUGGUGGUACAGAGAUGCUCGGGGCAGAAGUGGACCAUCAGGAGCUGGCUCAAGCGCGGGCGACACUGACCGCCAGCCCCGCCCUGUGCCCUCCCGGAUGCAGACCCCGAGGACCCGGGGAGGGCGUCGGGCCGCCUGCUGGGCCGCGUCCCUGGGACCGCGGGGGCCCCCUGUGCGGUCCGGAGGCAGGUGCCAGGGACCGGCCGGCCCAGCAGGAGCACAGACCCCGAAACCAAGCCCACCUCGGAAUCACGUGCCUUUUCUACGGUAUUCCUGUCCAGGCCGCCGGGCCGGCCACCUCUUCUGCAUGAAGCCCCCUGUACGUUCCCCCACUCGCGGAAAUAACCCCCGUGAGCUCCGUGGGUGGCCCAAGCUCCCGUCCCGGCCGGGCAGGACCGUGGCCUCCUCCCGUCUUCUGACCAUCUAAGGAAAAGCCCAGAAGAGCAAAGCAGACCCCUCUCCGAGGUUGGGGACGGGGGGGGGGGGACGCGGCUGCGGCCGUCCCGGCGACGUCCCAGGCAGUGCUGACGAGGAGGCUGGUUGCCGCCCCGAUCCAGCGCCGAGCGGGUCAAACAGGACAGAGCUGGUCUUGUCCUCCGGAGCCCUAGCGGCUGGGUCGUCCGGGGUCGGGGCCCCUGUUCCAGCGUCUCGCCCGGGGCCAGGCGCCUCCCCCCCCCCCCCCCCCCCGCCUUGUUGCUCCAAGGCGGGGGUCCGUGAACCGCGACCCACAGCCCUGUGCCUGUUUUUAUAAAUAAAGUUUUAUUGGCACACAGCCGCACCCACCUGCCUCUGUAUGGUCCGGCGCGACCCUCUCGCCCGGGGCCAGAGUUGAGCAGGAGCACGUGCCCCACGGGGCCGUCCCAGGGGCUCCGAGAUGCCGUCUCUGGGCGGGCCGACGCUUAAUGAUUGCGGUGAACAUCACAGGGCCCCGCCCGUCCCUGUCCCCCAGCAGAGCCACCGUCCGCUACGCCCAGCAGCAGGUGCGCCCAACACUAGCUGCUCCCCAGUACUACCAGUACCCCACACUAGCGCCCUCAUUCUGGGCAGAAGGCCUCAGUCGUCCAGCGGUGGGGACAGCUACCAGACCAACGCCUGCACAGCCCUCACACUGCGGUCUCCCGGCGCCUAGGGGUCUCCCCCGGGGCAGAAAUUGUGGCUGUGUUGGAGACUUCCAAACCACCCCCCCCCCCAUUCUUGUAGAGCAGCCCGGAGCAGGGUUCCUGGACACCCGGGCUGCUUCACACAGGACUUAGCUGGUCCCGCCGAGCUGGGACCAGGCAGUCAGCCUUCCGGGGGGUGGGGAGCCCGGCUGCCCCUCCGGGGAAGGCGUCACAGCCGCUCCCCGCAGUGUCUUUCUGAAGCAGAAAGUUGUUCUCAGAGUGCCAGGGGGGCUCGGAGCCGUGAGACCACACUCGUUCUCCACCUCUCAGGCUCUGAGUCUCUGGGGAAGGUGGUGGCUCUGACCUGCCCCCUGGGCACCCCCCACCCCAGCCCCAUCCUCCUCUGCUCCUUCCUUGGGUCCCGUCCCCUGCUUCCUGCCACUGUGGGAAGCCCUGGCCGGCCCCAACCUCCCCAUUCUCCCCAGAGAACUCUACCAGCUCCCACCCAACUCCCCAAAAAGCCCCUCUGUCUUUUUCAGAUCUUGCCCAAAUUUUAAGACCAUAAUGGAGGCAAAAAGCCAGCAGUGAGCGAGACCUCGAGAGUCAGCCUCUAGCCAAAGCCCUGGGCACACAUCCAGAAGUUUCCCAACUGAAGGUGAAAUGGUAGCAGCCCUUGGCGGGCAGACUGAGCUAAUUGCCCGUGGUUCAAAAUAGAAAGUAUCUCGGCUGAAACCUAGAAAACUCGCUGUUGCAUACCGUGCAUUAUCGAAACCGCCAAUGUGAGGGUUUGUAGCCCACGGGACGCGGAAGGUGUCUCGACAAGCACCCCCCACGCCCCGUCCUUGCGGGAGGCGGCGAGUUUUGAUAGCGUGCUGUCGGGUACUGGCUGGCCCCCGGGUCC